AUGCCGCCGACUACAUCAUCGAGUGCAAAGAAGUCACCCGCGUUGAGGACGCUGCAAACCAAGCUGAAGUCGUACCAAAAUAUGUUCAGGGAUAUCUGUAGGUUCGCCGAUUCGUUUGGAGUGGAAACUACAGCCAGCCAGGUGACGGUUCGACUGGAAAAGCUUGAGGAGUUGUGGGAGAAGGUGAACGAUGUGAUCUUAGACAUCGAAACACAUGAAGACUUCGAAGCAGAGGAUGACGCCUAUGCUGAGCAACAGUCGGAGUUUGGAAACCGCUACUACCAGGUGAAGUCGGUGCUAUUAGACAAGGUCAAGGAGCUAGAAGAACCAGCUGUCCUGAACGCCUCCAUCCGAGGACUCGACAUGACACAACAACCCACCAUUGAGCAUGUGCGACUCCCACAAAUCAAGUUGCAAACCUUCGAUGGCAACAUUGAUGAGUGGUUGAGCUUCCGCGAUCUAUACACAUCGCUCAUCCAUUGGAAAGCGGAUUUACCGGAUGUCGAGAAAUUUCAUUACCUGAAGGGAUGUCUGUCAGGAGAAGCUAAGGCUCUUAUUGACCCACUGUCGAUUACAAGGGCGAAUUACCAGGUCGCAUGGGAGACGCUAACCAAACGCUACAACGACAGUAAACUCCUGAAGCGGCGUCAGAUUCAAGCGCUGUUUAAGUUGCCUAGUCUGGUUAAGGAGUCGGCCAAUGAAUUGCAGUCUUUGUUGGAGGGAUUCGAACGUGUUGUUCAGACCCUUGAUCAGCUGGUACAACCCGCCGACUACAAGGAUCUUCUACUGCUAGACAUAUUAGCUUCGCGUCUAGACAGUGGAACCAGGAGAGCUUGGGAAGAGCAUUCAUCCACCAAGGAGCAGGAUACGGUGAAGGACUUGACCGAAUUCUUGCAAAGACGGAUCAGAGUACUAGGAUCAUUGCCAACUAGAUCCGUUGAACCCAAGGUUGUCGUACCGCAACCGCAAAGGAAGCCAUUUGUAGCGCGCUCUAGCCAUAGCGUCGUACAAAAUACAGGAGGACGGUGUAUCGCGUGUUCGGAAUCCCAUCCUCUUUAUCAAUGUCCAGCUUUCCAACGUUUAGCAGUAUCCGCCCGCGAUAAGCUGCUCCGCAACCACUCCUUAUGUCGCAAUUGUUUCCGGAAGGGUCAUCUGGCUGCGGAUUGUUCUUCACGAUAUGUGUGCCGUAAUUGCAAGGGCAAGCACCAUACCUUGGUAUGUUUUCGGACGGACGGCGAAGGCGGUAAGGAGUCAACCACUAAGGUAGCAAACAGUUCCGGCAAUUCCAAGGAAGGGGAAUCUAGUACCAGAAUAGCCAGCACCCCAUCGGCUGUUUCAUCUAACAUGUCUGGUCAGCGCAGCUCAUCGGUAUUACUCGCUACGGCCAUCGUCUUAGUAGAGGACGAUCAAGGAGGUAGUUAUCAAGCAAGGGCUCUACUGGAUUCGGGUUCUGAAUGCAAUUUCAUGACCGAGCGGUUAUGUCAACUGAUGAGCGUUCAACGGCGACGGUCCGACGUGUCUGUGUACGGGAUUGGGCAAUCCAAUACUAAGGUCAAGCAUAAGGUGACAACAACAGUGAAGUCGCGAGUAUCUGCUUUCUCGCGGAAGAUGGAGUUUCUUCUAUUACCGAGCGUCACAGCAAAUCUUCCGAUAGCCAACGUGGAUAUGACGGGAUGGGAAAUUCCAACUGGCGUGGAGCUAGCGGAUCCAGCGUUUUUCAAGUCCAAGGCGGUUGAUUUAGUGCUUGGGAUCCAGUACUUCUUCGCAUUCUUCCACACUGGGAAUGAAGUCCACUUAGGCAGGGGCCUUCCUUCUCUAACCGAGUCGGUAUUCGGAUGGGUAGUAGCUGGCAUGGUUGAAGGCUCACUGGAAACCCAACGUAUAACCUGCAAUAUGGCAGUCGGUCUAGAGGAAAUAUUGACUCGUUUCUGGGCCUGUGAGGAGAUCGAUUCUACCUCUACUUAUUCACCUGAGGAAGCACGCUGCGAGGAGCAGUAUGCUAGAACUGUACGAAGGGGAGCGGAUGGCCGAUACACAGUCUUACUACCAAGGGAUGAAGUCGCACUGGCAAGGAUGGGCGAGUCAAGGGACAUCGCAUUCCGGCGGCUAGAAGCUUUGGAACGCAGACUGUCGAAGGAUCCCGAGCUCCGGAAACAGUACAACCAGUUCAUGGCGGAAUACCUGGAGCUAGGCCAUAUGCGAAAGGUAUCUGUGGCACCAGAUGAGGAAGGCACACACUGCUACUUACCCCAUCAUCCAGUAGUCAAACAAGAAAGCACCACAACCAAGGUCAGAGUGGUCUUUGAUGCAUCGUGCAAAACUUCUUCGGGAAACUCUCUAAACGAUGCACUAUUAGUGGGACCGGUGAUUCAGGAUGAUCUCCGGUCAAUUAUUCUACGGAGUCGAACCAAGCAGUAUAUGGUGGUAGCAGACGUCGAAAAGAUGUUUCGGCAAAUCCAGAUUGAUGAGGGGGACAUGCCUCUUCAACGAAUUAUGUGGCGUGUCGAUAGGGCCGAGGAGGUCAGUAUCUUUGAAUUAACCACGGUUACCUAUGGAACCAAGCCCGCCCCGUUCCUCGCAACCAGAACUCUGAAGCAAUUGGCUAUGGACGAGCAAGCACAAUAUUCACUAGCAGCAAGGGCUGCAAUCGAAGACGUCUACAUGGACGAUGUUUUGACUGGUGCUGACGAAGCAGAAGCAGCGUUGGAGCUGCGAAUCCAGCUGGACGAGAUGAUGGAUAAAGGCAGAUUCCGUCUGAGAAAGUGGGCUUCCAACUGCCCGAUGGUAUUGCAAGGCAUACCAGAAGAAAAUCUAGCGGUAAUGCAAGCGAAAGAAAUCCAGCUAGAUCCCGAUCCCGAAGUACGAACCCUAGGACUGGUGUGGCUUCCAGUGGAUGAUGUCCUGAUGUUCCGAUUCAAAAUACAGGAAUUAGAUCCAGUCGGUAAAUUGUCUAAACGUAAGGUGCUGUCAAUCAUAGCUACGCUAUUCGAUCCGUUGGGUUUGGUAGGAGCAGUAAUCACAACUGCAAAGAUUUUCAUGCAGCUACUGUGGUGUCUAAAGGAUGGCAAUGGAAGGACCUUAGAUUGGGAUAGUCCACUGCCAUCAAGGGUUGACACAGAAUGGCGAGAUUUCCACUCUCAGUUGCCACUACUAAACAGUUUGAGAAUCGACCGCUGCGUUAUAAAACCGAAGGCAGUUACUAUAGAGCUACACUUCUUCUCAGAUGCAUCCGAGCGAGCAUACGGAGCCUGCGCGUAUACUAGAAGUGUGGAUUCAACGGGAGGGGUUAGAAUCGUAUUACUGUCGUCCAAAUCCAAGGUAGCUCCGUUGAAAUGCCAAUCCAUUCCACGCUUGGAGCUGUGUGGAGCAUUGAUGGCGGCUCAGCUUUCGGAGAAGAUUUCUAAGGCGAUCAAGAUGAACGUGCAGCAGUUUUUCUGGACGGACUCUACCUGUGUUCUACAAUGGCUAAAGGCAGUACCCACGACGUGGACUACAUUCGUUGCUAAUCGCGUGGCGAAAAUUCAAGGAAUCACCGAGGCGCAUAUUUGGCAGCACGUUCCAGGAACCCAAAAUCCGGCCGACUUAAUUUCGCGCGGAUUAACUCCAGAGCAGAUCCAGCACAAUGAGCUGUGGUGGGAAGGCCCAUCAUGGUUUCAGGCAGGGCUAGAUUCAUGGCCAAGGCAACCAACAAUGGCAAACGUUGAGGACGUAGAAGGGGAGAUGCGCCGCUCAGCAGUUCCAUGUGCGAAACAGCAGGAGUAUUUCGGAACCUGGUACGUUAGCAAGUUCUCCAACUAUCAAAAUUUGAUGAGAAGUACAGCGUACUGGCUACGAUUGAAAAAUAUCCUCAAGCGGACUGAGGCUAGCAGAAGAUGGAAAGGAAUUCUACAGGCAGCAGAAUUGAAGGAGGCAGAGCACACGUUAAUGGGAUGCAUUCAGCAGGAAACGUUCCCAAAAGAGUGGAAGGCGCUUUCGAACCAUGACGCGGUAUCAAGGAGUUCACCGCUGCGCUGGUUUUACCCACAGUUGUCUAGAGACAAUCUGAUCAGAGUUGGAGGCCGAUUGGGCCACUCACAGGAAAUUGAAGAUACCAAGCAUCCAAUAGUUCUUCCAGCAACACACCUUCUAACAAGAAUGCUACUAGAGCAUUUUCAUAAGAAGUUGCUUCACGCAGGACCGCAGCUUCUUCUUGGCACCGUAAGGCUUCAGUAUUGGCCAUUGGGAGGCCGCAGUGUAGCUCGGCAAAUAGUACAUCGGUGCCAACGUUGUUUCAGAGCAAAGCCAAGACCUAUUCAACAGUUCAUGGGUGAGCUACCCGCAGCGCGUGUAACGGCAUCAAGGCCAUUCUCACGCACAGGAGUCGAUUAUUUCGGCCCGGUACUUAUACGCCCAGGUCCCCGUCGUACGGCAGUGAAGGCUUAUGUAGCAGUAUUCGUCUGUAUGUGCACGAAAGCCGUUCAUCUUGAACUGGUAACAGAUCUGUCUACGGACCGGUUUCUGCAGGCGUUACGCAGAUUUAUUGCAAGAAGAGGCAAGUGUUCCGACCUGUACUCUGAUAACGGGACAAACUUCAUUGGAGCUCGGAACCAACUGAAACAACUGGCUGAAUUGUUACACAGCAAAGAGCACAACGAGAAGAUAGCGAAGGAAUGCAUAAAGGAGGGAAUCCAUUGGCAUUUUAAUCCCCCCAGUGCUCCCCAUUUCGGAGGUCUAUGGGAAGCGGCAGUGAAGUCAGCCAAAUACCAUUUGUUGCGCGUCCUCGGUGACCAUGUUGUUUCGUUUGAAGAUAUGAACACUCUUUUGGUUCAGGUGGAGAGCUGUCUUAACUCUAGACCGCUAACUGCGAUGUCCGACGAUCCGAAUGAUCUGGAACCUUUGACUCCAGGACAUUUUUUGAUUGGAGCCUCCAUGCAACAACUGCCUGCUCCAGACUACACUGCUGUUCCGCUAAAUCGGUUGAAGCAGUGGCAAACAAUACAGCAAAAACUACAGCAAUUCUGGAAACGAUGGCGGUUGGAAUAUUUAACCCAGCUGCAGGGCAGAGUGAAGCGUUGGCAACCGCCGAUUCCAAUCUCUGUGGGCCAAUUGGUGUUAAUCCGCGAUGACAACCUACCCCCCAUCCGCUGGAAAAUGGGAAGGAUUCAGAAGGUCCACUCUGGAGACGACGGAGUUGUCAGAGUAGUGAGGCUUAAGACCGCAACAGGAAUACUUGAAAGGCCCGUCGAAAAAAUUUGUAUCCUGCCAUCAUCAGACCAGCAAGACUCCCAGUUGUAG
This is a messenger RNA of Topomyia yanbarensis, 5274 nucleotides long. RefSeq lists its product as uncharacterized. Bases 1 to 5274 code for a protein of 1757 amino acids. Lineage: Eukaryota; Metazoa; Arthropoda; Insecta; Diptera; Culicidae. The transcript has a single exon. Gene Ontology annotation, biological process: DNA integration. The record is from RefSeq and is a predicted model, not a curated record. Gene Ontology annotation, molecular function: nucleic acid binding; zinc ion binding.